UAACAGUUCAGACAUACAAGUGAGACUGUUCAGAGGGAUCACUUGAGCUAGCUAGCUUGACUAACAUGGCACGAGUUAGUACUGCUCUGGUGUUGAUUGCCUUCUUCGUUGUUUUUCCGAGCAUGGUUUUGGCGACACAAUAUGUUGUUGGAGAUGAUUUAGGCUGGAAUGGUGAUGCUGAUUACGAGGGUUGGGUUGCUGACAAAACUUUCUUUGUUGGAGAUGUUUUAGUUUUCAAUUACGUUGCAACUGACCACAACGUUGUUAUAGCUACUAAUGGUGACAAUUAUGACAAUUGUGUUGCAUCUCCAAACUUUGGUGUGUACGACAGUGGGAAUGAUGCAAUAACAUUGAAUGAAGCUGGAACUUACUACUUCUUAUGUUCAUAUCAUUGCGACUAUCUGCAACAGAAAGUUAUGGUCACUGUGAACUAGAUGAGAAAAUUUUACUCCAUCGAACAAUUUGGUUGAGCUCA
Molecule: messenger RNA, 475 nt
Organism: Rosa chinensis
Lineage: Eukaryota; Viridiplantae; Streptophyta; Magnoliopsida; Rosales; Rosaceae
Product: blue copper protein 1a
Exons: 2
Coding region: 66-434 (122 amino acids)
Cellular component (GO): plasma membrane
Molecular function (GO): electron transfer activity
Source: RefSeq, a predicted model, not a curated record